Messenger RNA from Physeter macrocephalus (sperm whale), 2107 nucleotides. RefSeq names its product myosin-binding protein C, cardiac-type. The transcript is spliced from 12 exons. The record is from RefSeq and is a predicted model, not a curated record. Gene Ontology annotation, molecular function: protein binding. The annotation marks the transcript as partial. Lineage: Eukaryota; Metazoa; Chordata; Mammalia; Artiodactyla; Physeteridae.
GAGACCACCAAGGACCGCAGCAUCUUCACCGUUGAGGGAGCAGAGAAGGAAGACGAGGGCGUCUAUGUUGUCACGGUGCAGAACCCCGUGGGCGAGGACCAGGUCAACCUCACAGUCAAGGUCAUCGAUGUGCCGGAUGCUCCGGCGGCCCCCAAGAUCAGCAACGUGGGCGAGGACUCCUGCACGGUGCGGUGGGAGCCCCCUGCCUACGAUGGCGGGCAGCCAGUCCUAGGCUACAUCCUGGAGCGCAAGAAGAAGAAGAGCUACCGGUGGAUGCGGCUGAACUUCGACCUGCUGCGGGAGCUGAGUCACGAAGCGCGGUGCAUGAUCGAGGGCGUGGUCUACGAGAUGCGGGUCUACGCCGUCAACGCAGUGGGCAUGUCCAGGCCUAGCCCCGCCUCCCAGCCGUUCAUGCCUGUUGGCCCCCCCAGUGAGCCCAGCCACCUGGCGGUGGAGGAUGUCUCUGACACCACCGUCUCCCUCAAGUGGAGGCCCCCAGAGCGCAUGGGAGCUGGAGGCCUUGACGGCUACAGCGUGGAGUACUGCCAGGAUGGCUGCUCGGAGUGGGUGGCUGCCCUUCAGGGGCUGACCGAGCACACAUCACUGCUGGUGAAGGACCUGCCCACGGGGGCUCGGCUGCUCUUCCGCGUGCGGGCUCACAACGUGGCGGGGCCUGGAGCCCCUGGCACCACCACGGAGCCUGUGACGGUGCAGGAGAUACUGCAGCGGCCACGGCUCCAGCUACCCAGACAUCUUCGCCAGACCAUCCAGAAGAAGGUCGGAGAGCCCGUGAACCUCCUCAUUCCUUUCCAGGGCAAGCCCCGGCCUCAGGUGACCUGGACCAAAGAGGGACGGCCACUGGCAGGCGAGGAGGUGAGCAUCCGCAACAGCCCCGCGGACACCAUCCUGUUCAUCCGGGCCGCGCACCUCGCCCACUCGGGCACCUACCGGCUGACUCUGCGCAUCGAGAGCAUGGAGGACGAGGCCGAGCUGGUCCUGCAGGUCAUUGACAAGCCAAGUCCUCCCCAGGAUAUCCGGGUCACUGACACAUGGGAUUUCAAUGUGGCUCUGGAGUGGAAGCCACCCCAGGAUGACGGCAACACAGAGCUCUGGGGCUACACGAUUCAGAAAGCUGACAAGAAGAGCAUGGAGUGGUUCACCGUCUUGGAGCAUUACCGCCGCACCCACUGUGUGGUGUCAGAGCUCAUCGUCGGCAAUGGCUACUACUUCCGGGUCUUCAGCCAUAACGUGGUGGGGCCCAGUGACAGAGCCGCCACCACCAAGGAGCCUGUCUUUAUCCCUAGACCAGGCAUCAUGUAUGAGUCACCCAGCUACAAGGCCCUGGACUUCUCUGAGGCCCCAAGCUUCACCCGCCCCCUGGUGAACCGUUCGGUCAUUGCCGGCUACAACACUACCCUCUGCUGUGCUGUCCGGGGUAGCCCCAAGCCCAGAAUUUCCUGGUUCAAGAACGGCCUGGACCUGGGCAAAGACGCCCGCUUCCGCAUGUUCAGCAAGCAGGGAGUGUUGACCUUGGAGAUUAGAAAGCCUUGCCCCUUCGACGGGGGUGUCUAUGUCUGCAGGGCCACCAACUUGCAAGGCGAGGCACAGUGUGAGUGCCGCCUGGAAGUGCGAGUGCCUCAGUGACCAGGCUGGCUCCCUGGGGAUGGCCAGGUAUGUACUCCACAUCACCCUGAUACCCGGGUCCCAAAUCAAAGGCUGAGCCCUGGCCCUUUGUCCAGGGGCAGCCAGCAGGAAAUGGGGGUGCAGGUGGCUCUUAGUAGGGUUUCAGUCCAGCUCAUUCACAAGGGAGCCUGUGUCACAGGUGCAACUGGAGCCAACCCAUGUACCAGGAGCCUGGAAGGAAGUUGGACAAGCCACCUUCUGCUGUUGGAUGUGUGUGCAAGUGUGUGUGUGUUGGAGCUGGGCUGUGGGAGCCCCAGCAGGGCAGCAUAGUUAUGAAGAGCUAGGCGUGGGGGGGCACUCCGCACAGGCUAACCUGUCAGAGCUCCAUCUGGAAGCUCCUCAGAUCCUUGGGGCGAAAAGUGUGCGGGCUCAGGAAAUGAUGGCUGCGGAUAGGCCUCUCUGGCCCUGCCGUGUUUUCUCAGUG